Molecule: messenger RNA, 573 nt
Organism: Lottia gigantea (owl limpet)
Lineage: Eukaryota; Metazoa; Mollusca; Gastropoda; Lottiidae
Exons: 1
Coding region: 1-573 (190 amino acids)
Source: RefSeq, a predicted model, not a curated record
AUGAUCGAGAUAUUACAUCUUCAUCUUUACAAUGAUCAUGAUAUUACAUCUUCAUCUUCUACAAUGAUCGAGAUAUUACAUCUUCAUCUUCACAAUGAUCAAGAUAUUACAUCUUCAUCUUCUACAAUGAUCGAGAUAUUACAUCUUCAUCUUCACAAUGAUCGAGAUAUUACAUCUUCAUCUUCUACAAUGAUCGAGAUAUUACAUCUUCAUCUUCACAAUGAUCAAGAUAUUACAUCUUCAUCUUCUACAAUGAUCGAGAUAUUACAUCUUCAUCUUUACAAUGAUCAAGAUAUUACAUCUUCAUCUUCUACAAUGAUCGAGAUAUUACAUCUUCAUCUUCACAAUGAUCAAGAUAUUACAUCUUCAUCUUUUACACUGGUCAAGAUAUUACAUCUUCAUCUUCUACACUGGUCAAGAUAUUAUAUCUUCAUCUUCUACAAUGAUCAAGAUAUUACAUCUUCAUCUUCUACACUGAUCAAGAUAUUACAUCUUCAUCUUUACAAUGAUCAAGAUAUUACAUCUUCAUCUUCUACAAUGAUCAAGAUAUUACAUCUUCAAUUUCUACAAUGA